Molecule: messenger RNA, 1495 nt
Organism: Camellia sinensis
Lineage: Eukaryota; Viridiplantae; Streptophyta; Magnoliopsida; Ericales; Theaceae
Source: RefSeq, a predicted model, not a curated record
UUAGUUUCCCAUUCUUAAGAAUCCCUUUUAGUUAUUUUUGAAAAAUGAUUAUUCCGUCAAUAUUAGUCAAACUUUUCGCUUUCACAGCCCUUGGUAUUGAUGGUCUUUCCCUCCAUUGAUAGACAGGGAUUGUGGGUUGUCCUACCAAUAAUAAAGCAAAUAGCAAAAAUAUCACAAGAGAACUGAUGCUCUCAUCCUCAUCCUCAUCCUCAUCCUCAUCGCAAGAGAGUUAAUUUUAAUAUUCUCCUUGUCAUUCUCCUUCCCCUUCAUUGAAGAUCUCCUCCUCCAACCACCACGAUGAACAACGGCAGUACUCAUCAAGCUGGGCCGUCAUACUGGGGUCCUCCUCCUCCUCCUCCUCCUCCUCCAGUAACAACAGCAGCAGGGAACUCCGAGAAAUGGGGGACCCACAUCAUGGGUGCACCUGCUGUACCCACUUCGCACCCCGCCAAUCAAAAGGCCGCCUUAUGGACUGCCGGAGGAGGAAGAGGAGGAGGAGGAGGAGGAGGCGAUCACUCCCAAGCCCAGCAGACCAACCACCCGUACCUCUACUACUCCUCAGUUGACAAGCCUAACACCACCACCAGUCCCAUGGAAUGUAUUCUCCAUAAGUUCAACUCCUGGAGCAAAAAGGCCGAGAUCACCUCCCACAAUAUCUGGAACCAUCUGAAAACAGGGCCAUCUGUAUCGGGAGCAGCGUGGGAUAAAGUGAACCUGACGGCGAAAGCAAUAACAGGAGGUGGGUUUGAGUCUUUGUACAAGCAGACUUUCGCAACCUUCCCAAAUGAGAAGCUCAAGAAGACGUUUGCCUGUUACCUCUCCACCAUCACCGGACCUGUCGCCGGAACUAUCUAUCUGUCCAACAUUCAUGUAGCUUUUUGCAGCGAUCGACCCCUAUCCGUCACUGCACCCUCCGGCCAAGAGUCUUGGAGCUAUUACAAGGUUAUGGUACCUUUGGGCAAUAUCCGCGCCAUCAACCCAGUGAUCAUGAGGGAUAAUCCAUCAGAAAAGUAUCUCCAGAUGGUCACAAUUGACGGCCAUGAUUUCUGGUUCAUGGGAUUUGUCAAUUAUGAGAAAGCAACUCGCCAUCUCUCUGAAAGCCUCCGGGGAAUUGUAGCACCUGGAAUAGCUGUCCAACCGGCCGUACCAUGAACCCAAGAAAAAACGACAAGUGAAUUAUCAGGCAUCAGAGAUCGUCUGUCUUUUAUGCCCAGUGCAGCCUAAAUCAUCCUCUUCUUAUUUUUCUUUUUCUUUUUUUAUUUUAAUUAUUAUUUUUGAAUGGUUAUGGUAUCCUGUGUCCCCACCCUCAUGCGUUUUGUCAACCAGUAAUGACAUUAUUGAUUAUUAGGUUUUAAAAUUCGUGGAGUAGGCUUAGGUGACUUGGUAUUGAUGAAAUGUUGUAUUCCGAGAGAGACCACCUGCUGCGGAGGCUAUUUCAUGACAUAAUUUGAAUUUGUGACCACAACAUUAAACGUUAAAAACCGGCAACUAUUUA